This is a messenger RNA of Zerene cesonia (dogface butterfly), 1245 nucleotides long. Its product is annotated as transcription factor Adf-1-like. Gene Ontology annotation, molecular function: DNA binding. Bases 345 to 974 code for a protein of 209 amino acids. Lineage: Eukaryota; Metazoa; Arthropoda; Insecta; Lepidoptera; Pieridae. Gene Ontology annotation, cellular component: nucleus; transcription regulator complex. The record is from RefSeq and is a predicted model, not a curated record. The transcript has 4 exons. Gene Ontology annotation, biological process: regulation of transcription by RNA polymerase II.
UCACCAUCAGUAUGCUUAUCUACCCCGCCUUGGACACCCCUACAUUACGUUCUAUCACUAAUCUGCCCGUUCCCAGCAUUCAUUUUUUACAAAUAAAUUUAAAAGUCAUUUUCGCGCCAAUAGUUUACAUGACGUCUUCCUGUCAGUUCGGAAAUGAAACCGGUUUGAAUAGUGCCAAUCUUCUAUUGUGAUAUAUACACGGCGAAUAUUGUUCUUUCAUAAUUAAUAGAUACCUACUUACAUUACAAAAUCCAUUUCUUGAAUUAUUAUAUAAUCAUUUCUGUCGGUAACAUUUUCCCGCGCUAUCUGCGAUCGAAGUGACUUAAAGUAAAGCCGCGAACACAAUGAACGAAAUUGAUUUAAUCAAAGAAGUUGAAAAACGACCAAUUUUAUAUGAUAAGUCAGUAAGUGGUUUUAAUAAAACAAAGCUGAGGGAUGACGCGUGGAAAGAGGUACAAGAGGCUUUGCAUGUUUCAGAAGCGGAAUGUAAGAAACGCUGGCGUUCAUUGCGAGAUUCAUUCAUCAAAUUGCAAAGGACUCACGGCGGUCGCACCCGAUGGCCUUAUCACAACGCGAUGCGAUUUCUUCUGCCGCACGUGGAGCCGAAGUCGGAUACACCUCCAAAGCGCGAGACAUCCGACUCCGAAACUGAGGAUGAAAUACGCCACCGUCCCGGGCAAUCAUUGCCCGAUCUCUUCUCCGAUCCUCGGUUAGAAGACGACGAAGACUUCCAGCCAAAGAAACCUCGCCUCAACUCCACGGACGAAGAGUUCCAACGAACUGAUCCUGACGAGCUGUUCCUACUCAGCUGUGCUUCCACUUUGAAAAGACUGAACUCCAAGCAAAAUGCUGUUGCUAGACUUAAGAUACAACAGGUCCUAUACGAAGCCGAAUUUGGUACACAAAUGGAACUACCUUACGUUACUCCUGCUAGUGAUUGUGAUUACGAAAACGUAGACGCAUCAGCAGAAUAAACAUUUUACAAUUAUCAAUUUUACACAAUUUUAAUGAAUAUCACGUGGAAUUAAAAAUUAUGCUGCAAUAAAAUAUGAAAUCUAAACGUACCGUCAAUGUGUACUGCCCUUUAUUGAUGGCGUUAUUUUUGGCGCCAAUUUGACAUUUGUUACGUCAUUCAUCAUUUUCAAUUCCACGAAAUAUUGCACGCACGUAUUUGAAGUAAUAUUGAUUAACCGUGAGGUUAAUAUAUUAAAAUCACGCUCGAUGAUAAAGGUUCUUGAAUAAGUA